Molecule: messenger RNA, 1170 nt
Organism: Polistes canadensis
Lineage: Eukaryota; Metazoa; Arthropoda; Insecta; Hymenoptera; Vespidae
Exons: 3
Coding region: 245-898 (217 amino acids)
Biological process (GO): regulation of transcription by RNA polymerase II
Cellular component (GO): nucleus
Source: RefSeq, a predicted model, not a curated record
UGCGCAGAUGCAUAAGUGAAGUAACUAACGUUACAAUUGAUAUGUGUCAGUUUUUUGACAUUCUUCUGACGUAUAAUAAAUAAUUUUUCGGUUUUUAUCGAAUAAAAGUUUUAUUUUUAACAUGUGUAUUAAUUACUUGUCUAAUCCGAUUACAUCCUGCUCUUCCUCGUUUAUUUUGUGAUCCUUUUUGGACAUACAUUAUCAUAAUUCAUAGAUCAUUUUUACGUUUUUCUUAACUACGACAAUGGACGAAAAAUCUUCAGAUAAUGUUAUCUCUACGCAAAAAUCAUUACCAUCUUCUUAUGAUUCUGGUUGGAAUGACACACCGAAAUGGGCAUCCCCAUAUGCAGUAAAUACAAAUAUAUCUACAAAAAGAAUACUAAAUAAAAGAGUUCCAUUUCCUUUAAUUUCUGGAGAAUUAAUAAAAAACAAUAAUGAAUGUCAAACAAAUACAGCAGACAUGCCAUUGCCACCACCAUCAAUUCCUCCUUUAGGUUUAAAGACAGCACCUCAUGCUCCUUUAAUAACGCCUUCCGAUACAAAUACACAAUUGACUUGUACUGUAACAAAAUUUGAUAAACAACAAGCCUUAGUUGAUACUAUGGCAAAUUUGGAAUUGGUAAUUAAAAAAUAUGUUGUAGAAAAUAAAAUAGAUGAGGUUCAAAGGAGAUUAGAUUUAAUGAAAUCUUGUUGGCUUGAUAAUAAAUUAAAUGAUUCUAUACAACAGAAAAUACUUGACAUUUCAAAGGCAUUGAAAGAAGAAGAUGUUGAUAAAGCAGACAAACUUCAUAUUGCAUUGAUGAUAGAUCACACCAGUUUGUGUAGUGCUUGGAUACCUAGUAUUAGGCAUAUCAUUUCAGCUUUAAAGAGAAAAAAAUCAUGCCCCAAUGAUUUAUAGAUAUAUGCAAUGGUUUUUUUCAUAAAAAAUAUAUUGCGAAAAAUAUUUUUUAUAGCUACUUAGGAAGUUUUGGAAUAUUUUUUUGUGUGCAUUUUCUUUUAUGUGGUCUCUACCUCCCACAGAAAAACAGAUUUGAGUUUAUAUUCAAAUAUCAUUUAAAUGAAAUUCCAUGCAAUUGAAACGCCGUUCCAAUGCAUUACACCGCAAAAAAAACUGGAUUUAUAAUAUAUAAAUCUUCCAUAAAGUAAUUUGUAAAUUCAUUUAUUAAAAAA